Staurois parvus is the source of this 353-nucleotide messenger RNA. Lineage: Eukaryota; Metazoa; Chordata; Amphibia; Anura; Ranidae. The record is from the annotation of a GenBank genome assembly.
ACGUCAAUCACUGGGUCCUGGCCAGUGAUUCUCCUCCAGCACCCGGCUAUCUCCGAGUGUCACCGACGGGGGAGAGACCUGUAUGUAAACAUCACAGUUCUCUUCUCUGUCAGCUCCUGCACACUGCUCUGUAUGGCUCUGCAUAGCAGAGCCAGUGUAAAGCGUACACAGCCCCCAUAGUAAAACAGCACACAGUUAACCCUUUGAUCACCCCAUGUUAACCCCUUCCUGCCCAGUGCCAUUAGUACAAUGUCAGUGCUUUGUAUUAGCACUGAUCACUGUAUUGGUGUCACUGGGGAUGUCAGUGACAGUCAGUUCCCCCCCAGUGUCAGAAUGCCUGCCGCAGUCUCGCU